This is a messenger RNA of Lepisosteus oculatus (spotted gar), 3780 nucleotides long. RefSeq names its product high affinity cGMP-specific 3',5'-cyclic phosphodiesterase 9A-like. Gene Ontology annotation, molecular function: 3',5'-cyclic-GMP phosphodiesterase activity. The record is from RefSeq and is a predicted model, not a curated record. NCBI's taxonomy places the organism in Eukaryota, Metazoa, Chordata, Actinopteri, Semionotiformes, Lepisosteidae. Gene Ontology annotation, biological process: signal transduction; cGMP catabolic process.
CUUCACUCCCUCUCGCAUGUGUCGCCGGGCAUCAGCUGCACCUGGUGAGCCGCAGGACAAAGCCGGACAAAGACAGCAGCACAGACGCAGAAACUCCCAGGGAAGGUCAUCACAUCACUCCACUUACAAGCAACAGUGAUCCAGUUUUUCCGAGAUCUGCGGACCUGGGUCAGGCCGUGCGUCUGAGAUCCUGAUUCGAAAAACCUCCCCCGGUGAUCGCUUCUGUGUGGGCAGAGGAGGCUCAGGACAUUCCCCAGGCUGGAACAGGAAACAGAGGAGAUGGGAUCUGGAUCUUCCUCCUACGCACCCAAAACCGUCUAUCUGGAUGUAGACGGUAAAAUCCAGAAGGUUGUUUUCAGUCGGCACUGCAGCCCCUGUGACAUCAAGGAGCUGCUCUGUUCCUCUUCCAAUAUCCCCAGGAACACAGCGAUCAUGCUGGUGGACCAGGAAGGAGCCAUUGUCUCCAUCGACCCCACGAUGCCCACUAACUCUCAGAGCUCUCUGUACAAAGUUGUUCCUUUAUCUGGUGGUCAGCUGGGAGAGAAGGAGGACAUGUUUCAGAACGUACUGUCUCAGGUGGCCGAGCAGUUCAGCAGGGCUUUUCGGAUCAACGAGCUGAAGACAGAGGUGACUAACAGGUUGGCGAUGCUGGAGAAGAGAGUGGAGUUGGAGGGGCUGAAGGUGGUGGAGAUCGAGAAGUGUAAGAACGACCUGAAGAAGCUGCGGGACGAGAUGACGUCCAGGGGCGGGGGCAGAGUAAACUGCCCUUGCAAAUACAACUUUUCCGACGAUGGCAAGAAAAUGACCCCCAGAAGAGAUGUCCCCAGUUACCCCAAGUACACUUUAUCCCAGGAAACCAUCGAAGCGCUGAAGAAGCCAACAUUUGACGUGUGGCACUGGGAGCACAAUGAGAUGCUGAGCUGUCUGGAGUACAUGUAUCACGACCUGGGCCUGGUGAAGGAGUUCAACAUGAACCCCAUCACGCUCAAACGCUGGCUGAUCAGCAUUCAGGAGAAUUACCGCAACAACCCCUUCCACAACUUCAGACACUGCUUCUGCGUCAGCCAGAUGAUGUAUGGCAUGAUCCACCUGUGCAAUCUUCAGGAGAAGCUGACCUUGACAGACAUGGGCAUCCUCAUGACCGCAGCAGUGUGCCAUGACCUGGAUCAUCCAGGCUACAACAACACUUACCAGAUCAAUGCCCGGACAGAGCUGGCCGUGCGCUACAAUGACAUCUCCCCCCUGGAGAACCACCACUGCGCUGUGGCCUUCCAGAUCCUCUCCCAGCCUGAGUGCAACAUCUUCGCCAACGUGGAGCCCGAGGUCUUCAAGCAGAUCCGCCAGGCCAUAAUCACACUGAUCUUGGCCACUGACAUGGCCCGGCACGGCGAGAUACUGGACUCCUUCAAACAGAAGGUCGACAACUUUGACUUCACCAAUGAGGAGCACGUGACCUGCCUGAAGAUGGUGCUGAUCAAGUGCUGUGACAUCUCCAACGAGGUGAGGCCGACGGAGGUGGCCGAGCCCUGGGUGGACUGCCUGCUGGAGGAGUACUUCAUGCAGAGUGACCGGGAAAAGUCAGAGGGGCUCCCAGUGGCUCCCUUCAUGGACCGGGAUAAGGUGACCAAGCCCACAGCGCAGAUCGGCUUCAUCAAGUUUGUCCUGAUCCCCAUGUUCGAAACUGUCAUGAAGCUGUUCCCGCAGAUCGAGGAGAUCAUGGUGCAGCCCCUGCGCGACUCCCGCGACCACUACGAGGAGCUGAAGCAGAUCGACGACGCCAUGACCGAGGGAUCCCAUCUGGUGAUCCGAUUUGGGAAUUUUAAGCAGACCAUCUAGAGUGGGGCUUAUGCUGUGCAGGCCGUGGGAUUUAAUGUCCAGAGCGAAGGGGGCGACUGUCUGUAAGCGUACUUCCUCAGUCUUCAGCCACGUCGUGCUGGUUCGCCCCUCCUUCCUGCUGAGACAAAACCAGGCAUGCUCUGAGCGGCCUCACUUCCUCUGCUCCUGCCCUCCCACGGACGCACAGGAGCUCCGACGCCCUGAGCAGAUGUCUUCGAGAGGACUUUCGUGGCAAAAAAGAAUUCAACGAUUCACCUUUGUCUCCUUCGGUGGCUUUUAAAGAUGCCAAACGACGCGUCAACACUAGAAGAAAAUCCUCCAUUUUUGAAAAGGCUUUUCUUCGUGUCUGCUUCUGUCCCCCAGCGUCUGCGGUUCUGUAUCACUUUCUGGAAGGUGAAUGUCAUUUUUAGGAACUUCUUGAGGAUGUUUUUGACACUGAGGAUAGAAAAUAUCGAUUCAGGUGAAUUUCAUGGGGUGAUUUCUUUCUUAUUUUACUCCUUGAAUGAUUUGAUUUGUUUGAGUCGCCGUGCUUCAUGUGUUGUUAUAGAGAAGAGUGCUGUUUGUCCUGGACUGUGUGUCACUCCCCGUAUCCUACCUACCUCAGUCCAGGUGAGACCAAAUGUGGGAAAGGAAGCUGUCAGGUCAGUUUAUUAAGGCUGAGUGGCCUGUGGCUGUGAACACAGGUCCUAGCACUCUGGUCCUUUGUGGACAGAGGGCUGUAGAUGUCUGGUUUGAGCAGGACCGUCCUGAUUUGGCUGCCUGCUUCUACCUGCUUCUACUGCUUCUAGCCUUCAGGGACCUUAUAUUUUUUUCUGACUUUAACCUUUCAUUGUUUCCAUAUGUGCUGAUAAUGAGAACAGGAUCCAUCAGAUACUGGUCAGGUGAAAGGUUUAACACAGCUUUAAGAUUGUGCCUUCACUAGUCAACCACAGGAAUGAUCCUCCAUGGCUUUGUGGUGGAGAGUUAGAAAUGAGCUCUGCAUCCUGGAAUUGGGACUGCAGCAAUUUCACUGAUCCACACCAGGACAUUUUUAUAUAUAUAUUGUAGCUGACUUUAUCAAACGGUUUAGUCUGAUAAAAAAGAGAGGGUUGUUGUUGUUGUUUUUUGGUGAAAUCUUCUCAUUUUAAUCUUUCUUGUAUCUAGAAAUGUUUUUUCUUGUUUUUAAAUAUUGGACAUGUUUUAAAACCACAUGACAAAAAUGAUCUGGGCAGUCUAAGCAGAGUCCUGCAGAAGUGUCACAGUGCGUGAUUUGCGCCCCCGUGUGGGGAUUGGAGCAAACUGCUUGAGCUCUGCUACUCCACGUCUUUCUCUUGAACCACGAACAGACUCCACUUCCUUUCAUACCUAAACAGAUCUGAAGAGUGCAGAGAAGAAAGAGGAGGAUGACUGUUCAUCUCAAGCCUGCUCCAGCUACUUUAUAAUAUUUUUUUAAACUCAGGAAGAAUACCGAAGCAGGGAUAUAAUUUUCAUUUAGCAUGUGUUUUUUUUCUGCACGUGUGCAUUGAGUCUAGUUUUGUUGUCUUAAUCCUUGCUAUUUUGUGUUAUAAUGUUAAUCUGUUAGUUUACAGGAUUCUGAUCUUGAAACCUUAAAUGGACCUCACCUUGUUCUCUGUUUUGUUUGAUGCUUGUGAACAUUUGUAUGUUCAAAUUGUAUAGUAACUAAUCAGGGGCACGUUUCUAUAGGCAAAAUACAAAUCUGUAAUAAAUUAACUCAAACUAAAUUGAACUGUAUGACAUAAUGACAGCCCAUGUAGGUCCUUGUCCCUAUUACAUAUUGAUUGAUAUUGAUCUAUGUUUUUGUCAAAGAAUGUUUUACACUCUUCCACUGCAUAAUUUAAGACGUUAUGAAUAAAGAGUAAAAUGUACAGAAUAGAACAUUCAAAGUUCAGAUGAGAAAACAUUCAAAUUCCAUUUUCAUGUUCCAAAACACUGUCAUUUUCAUAC